AUGUUUGCGACUCAAUUUUAUGGAAAUGGAAGGCAUAUGUGUGCUAUUCUUCGAUAUGGAUUCAUGGGGGCUAGACAUAUAUGUGGGACAGGUUUUUCGCAGUGUAAGGUAGAAGAACUCGGACCGUGCGAGUUCUUUGGUGAUAAACUUCUGCAUAACAAAUUGCACGGUCCAAUUUGUAUGGUUAACCUAGUCGAAAGAUAUCCCAUACCGGUGUUUGGUGGAUUCGUCCAGUUUCAAACCAAAUAUGUGACGGACGAAGCAAGCAUGCAAGAGAUAUUUUCAAUGUAUAUUGAAAACCGGGCUCAGAUCUCGUUCAUCGAGUUGUAUGUUGAGUUUGAACAAUCUGAGGCUGACCGGAAUAUUCUACGAGAAGAUUAUAAUAGUGACAGUGAAGAAGAGUUCGAAAGUAACUACGAAUUUGUUACUCCAGAUGGAGAUGAAGAUCAAGGUGACGGAACUAUGGCUCCAGAUGUGACAGAGGUGGCAAAUGCACUCGCAAAUGAAGUGCCAUGUCAUAGUUCUCAGGAUCGAACCGAUGCUCGAACGGUUCAGGUGACUGGGUCACUGGUUCAACCGCUGGCAGAAAUUCCUAUUAUCACAGAUGGUGAAUUUUCCAUUGGUAUGGAGUUCAGUUUUAAGGAAGCUGUUAUUAAGGCGAUAAAAGAGUAUACCAUACAACGAAGCGUAGACUACCUGGUGUAUGAGUCUGAGCCGUUGACAUUUUAUGCCAAGUGUACACAGUAUGGGUCAGGGUGUGAUUCGCUUAUCAAGGUUAGCAUGAUCCGCAGGAAGUACUGUUGGAUUAUAAGGAGGUAUAAUGGUAGUCACACUUGUACCAGAGCCACCAUUUCACAGGAUCAUUCAAAGCUGGAUUCUAUCAUAAUUGCAGAAGCAAUAAAGCCAUUGGUUGAGGCUGACCCCUCCUUAAAGGUGAAAUCGGUUAUAGCAGAAGUGCAAUCGAAGUUCAACUACACCGUUAGUUAUCGAAAAGCAUGGUUGGCUAAGCAAAGGGCAGUAGAAAAAAUAUUUGGAUGUUGGGAAGCAUCGUUUGAAGCGUUGCCUAUAUGGGCAUUCAGACAUUGUAAGCCAGUUGUCCAGGUGGAUGGGACUCACUUGUACGGAAAGUAUAAGGGUUGUCUACUAGUGGCAGUUUCACAGGAUGGCAACAACAAUAUAGUCCCAAUUGCGUUUGCUAUUGUGGAGGGAGAGACUUCUGAUGCAUGGCACUUUUUCCUUAGUAACCUCUGUCAACAUGUUGUCACUCGGGAUGGUGUGGGUCUAAUAUCCGACCGACACAAAUCCAUCAAUGCAGCUGUGGAACGCAGAUAUUUGAGGAUGGUGCGGGAGUACGAGGCGCGUUACCAGCGAUUACGGGAAUGGGGCGAGGCGUAUACAAACUGGUUAAACCGAAUUUCUCGCGAACAGUACGCAUUGGCAUUUGAUGGUGGAUACCGAUGGGGUCACAUGACGACGAAUCUAGUGGAAUGCAUCAAUUCAGUAUUGAAGGGUGCACGCAAUCUUCCCAUUACUGCUCUUGUGAAGGCAACAUUCUACAGGCUAAACGAGUUGUUCACCAGAAAAAGAGCGGAGGCAGAAGCGCAGAUUAAUACUGGCCAUGUGUUUUCUGAUGUCGUGACCUCGAAGUUGCAUGCAAACCAACUUGCAUCAGGAAACAUUCAGGUUAGUUGCUUUGAACAGCAGAAUGAGGUCUUUGAGGUGCGUGAGAUGCCAAGUGGACUGGAGUUUGCAGUCGAUCUACGUGGCCUUCGAUGUGACUGUGUUUGGCGGGUGUACCGAGCAAGGUUUAGGCCACUAGGUAAUCCUACUACAUGGCCUGCCUACAAUGGACCUCGGUUCGUACCGAAUCCGUACCUGAGACGCGUCACGAAAGGUCGCCCCAGGAUAACGCGCUUCUUGAAUGAGAUGGACACGCGAAUAUUACGUCAUCCUAGGCGAUGUAGGCUAUGUGGGGCUGAGGGACACAGUCGUAGCAGAUGCCGUCAGUCAGCUGGUGCAAAUGCUGACAGAGCUGCUCAAUAG
Molecule: messenger RNA, 2043 nt
Organism: Arachis ipaensis
Lineage: Eukaryota; Viridiplantae; Streptophyta; Magnoliopsida; Fabales; Fabaceae
Source: RefSeq, a predicted model, not a curated record